GGCUGCUCCCCGCCCGGCGGUCACCCGGCUCCAAGGCCGCAGACUAUCGAUUGCUUCUGCCUGGGCAGGCCUGCCAGGAUCGACUGCUCCUGUCUGGCUUGUCCCCGAGCGCGGGAAAUAAGCUUCCCCAACAAUCCUGCCCCGCCGCCGCCGCCUCUUUUACACCGCGACUCCCUGAGGUCCCUCGAAUCAAGCGAGUGGAAGAGAAGGUCACGUCGCCGCCAUGUCCGAGGCUUAUUUCCGAGUGGAAUCGGGCGCGCUGGCGCCCGACGAGAACUUUCUGUCCUUGGAUGACAUCCUGAUGUCCCACGAGAAGCUCCCGGUGCGCACGGAGAUCGCCAUACCUCGCCUGGGCUCCUUCUUCCCGGAACGCAGCGCAGGAGCCGACGCGGACAACGCGGUCCCCCCGGGCUCAAAGCUUGAACUCCCCUUGUGGCUGGCAAAAGGACUUUUUGACAACAAGCGUCGGAUCCUUUCAGUGGAACUUCCCAAGAUCUACCAAGAGGCUUGGCGGACUGUGUUCAGCGCGGAUGCCAAUGUGGUGGACCUCCACAAAAUGGGGCCGCAUUUCUAUGGGUUUGGCUCCCAGCUCCUGCAUUUUGACAGUCCCGAGAACACAGAUAUUUCCCAGUCUCUACUACAGACUUUCAUCAGACGUUUUCGCCGCAUCAUGGACUCUUCCCAGAAUGCUUACAAUGAAGACACUUCAGCGCUGGUAGUCCGGCUAGACGAGAUGGAGAGGGGCUUAUUUCAAACAGGGCAGAAAGGACUGAAUGACUUUCAGAGUUGGGAGAAAGGACAGGCUUCUCAGAUCACAGCUUCCAGCCUCGUUCAGAAUUACAAGAAGAGAAAAUUCAUGGUCAUGGAAGACUGAAGGCAGAAGAAUACGGAAUUGUUCCUUGUACACUCGUGUGUCCUUGAUAAGAGCUGGUUGACCUUACACAGAACCAGACUCACGUCCUAUUUCAUGGCUUAUUUCCUGUAGCAGUCUCAGGAAUGGUACCAUCUGGUUGGGAAUGGACAUGCUGCAGGAUGUCCCUGGCCCUGUAAGUUUUCUAGGACUAUCCUUUUCUGCUGACCCUUAAUCCUGGCCUUUUAACCCACGAACCCACAGCUGAAGAGAAAUCAAAGUCAUUUCUAAAUAAGGAUCAUUGACAUAUAUACUGUGAUAGCAUUGCAACUGGUACUCCUUGUAUCUGGGAGUUUAGACAGCCUCAGAUGUCCAGUUUGACUAGCUGCAAAGGACAGGUACAAAUUGAGUUAUCUUGGCCUAUUCACAAAAUGUUCCCUUGAUCUUAUUUGUCUCAUCUUCCUCAUGGUUGUAGGGAGGACAGCACCCCCAUGAUGUUGUCCUGACUUGUAAAUACGCCCUACUGCCUACCUGCAGGGAUUUAUCCCAAUUUCCAAAAACAGUCCCCAAGAAGAAAGGAGGAAAAGAGAAAGGCAGAUGAAUGGCACGGCUUUAAAGAAAAGAUGUUGCUUUCAUGCUCUACAGUCAGGCCUUUGUGAACUGGAAUUCACAUAACUACAGUCCACCUAGAAGGAAAAUGGUUAAACGGAGCCUGUUUUAUCUGUGAGAUCUUUAGAGCACCCUCACAUUGAUUCCAUUCCCUGUCUAAAAAAGCUGUCAGGGAGUUGCUGGGAAUUGCAAAAUAGUUAUUCAAGGAUGUUAACCAGCCUUUAUUACAUCCAGAAAUCAGGGCUUGAAUUGAAGGUUGCCAGCUGUGAAGAGUCCUGUUUGAGAAACUUCACAUGAUAAAUGAAAGUGGGAAGUAGCCUCAGCUGUGUGUUUUAUUCUUUUCCAGUUAUGACUUUAUUGCACAGAAGACCUGUGUCAGCAGGCACAAAACUUCCCCUAAGAUCAAGGGAGCAGCCUCGGGCUGAGUAAGAAACAGCAUUCCCUGAGCCCAUGGGACUAUUUGCAGAGCACCCCUGCUUGUUUCCCUACUCCCCACCUAGCAAAAUUUGUCUUUGGCAUUGGAAAUGAGAGGGAUUUGGGGAUCCAUUCAGUGAAGAUGUCUUGUAUAAACUCAGAAUGACAGAAACACUUUUAACGUAUCUGUUUUAAGAUGGAAUUGAUGUUUUUAUAAUUUGAUUUUAGUGCUAAAUAAAUUAUCGGCUUUGCACAUGAAUACAUGAUGUACAAGUACUAUUUCUGUAACUUUAGUAUUACAGAUGAUCAGCAAAGCUAUCGGAGAAUUUUGCCUUUGAUCACAUUUGACAAGAA
Nycticebus coucang (slow loris) is the source of this 2227-nucleotide messenger RNA. RefSeq names its product GINS complex subunit 3 (gene GINS3). Gene Ontology annotation, biological process: mitotic DNA replication initiation. The record is from RefSeq and is a predicted model, not a curated record. The transcript has 3 exons. Lineage: Eukaryota; Metazoa; Chordata; Mammalia; Primates; Lorisidae. Bases 224 to 874 code for a protein of 216 amino acids. Gene Ontology annotation, cellular component: GINS complex.